UGCAAUGGUGUGGGCGCUGACUUCUUUACUGUUUUGCUUUCGUCUCCUCUACGCUGACCAAUCAGAAGAAGCUGUUGCGAGACACCGCCAAGAUCAGAUUGUGAGAGGCGCUGCUGUGAGCUGGGCUAUUAACAGAGUGCAUUUGCUACCUUGGAAGUGCACCGGAGUCUGAGUAUUGAGUGACAUAAAAUAUUUUUUUAUCCUGACACAGAACUUUGGGGUCAUGGCUAAAGAUGCUGGUCUGAUGGAAACAAAUGGAGAGCUGAAAGUUUUCAUCGAUCAGAAUCUUAGCCCUGGCAAAGGUGUCCUGUCUCUGGUUACUGUCCAGCCUACAGCUGCUCCCAAACAGCUUCUACCCAAAACCCUCGGACCGUCUAACGUGAACGUUGCUACACACAUGCAACAUGUGCCACACAUGGUGAUUGGAACACCGCAAAGGCCGACGGUAUCAAACACGAUUUUAGUUAACAGUCCACACACGCCAAGUUCCCAGUUCCUAACUCAGAGUCAGCCCGCUGAUGCCUCGCCCUGGUCAUCAGGAAAACGGGGUAAGAAAGGGGAGAAGAAUGGGAAGGGCCUGAGGCAUUUCUCUAUGAAGGUGUGUGAGAAGGUGCAGAAGAAAGGAGUCACCACCUACAACGAAGUGGCGGAUGAACUGGUGGCAGAAUUCAGCUCUUCAGACAACCACAUGUCUCCUAACGACUCGCAUGUGUACGACCAAAAGAACAUACGGCGGCGUGUUUAUGACGCGCUCAAUGUGCUCAUGGCCAUGAACAUAAUCUCCAAAGAGAAGAAGGAAAUCAAAUGGAUCGGCUUGCCCACCAACUCUGCACAGGAGUGCCAAAACCUGGAGGUGGAGAGACAGAGGCGACUUGAGAGGAUUAAGCAGAAACAAUCACAGCUUCAGGAGCUCAUACUGCAGCAAAUAGCCUUUAAGAACCUUGUAAAGAGGAAUAAAGAGACAGAGCAGCAAGCAAACAGACCCCCGCCUCCAAACUCCAUCAUCCACCUUCCAUUUAUUAUCGUUAACACCAGCAAGAAGACGGUCAUCGACUGCAGCAUCUCAAACGACAAGUUCGAGUAUCUGUUCAACUUUGACAGCAUGUUUGAGAUCCAUGACGACAUCGAGGUGCUAAAACGUAUGGGCAUGGCCUGUGGUUUGGAGGUGGGGAAGUGCUCUCCAGAGAAUCUGAAAAUUGCACGGAGCCUGGUUCCAAAAGCCCUGGAACCCUACGUUAUAGAAAUGGCGAAAGGACCCAUCAGCAAUGUCUACAUAACUGGAGGCUCUUCAGCUAAUGGAGCUCGUUACACUGCAAGUGACGGCUGCACCGAUGGCACCAUGGCAUCCAGCUCAAAUGACUCUCACUACAGCGGCUCUCGCGUUGAGACCCCAGUUUCUUACAUGGGGGACGACGACGAUGAGGACGAGUACGAGGAAAACGACGACGAAGACUAACUCGCCCACAGCUCGCCACUCCAACGAGCACAGUCCUUCAAAACCACAGUCAUCAUGGGAGUUGAACCCCACCCUUUUUGUGUGCGCUUCUUGAACCCCUCUGUCCCAUGCCUGUAUUUCUGUCUGGCUUUCUCAGGGCUGUAGAUGAAUAUUGAACAAGCAGAGGCGGCGUUUGCACCCGUAAAGCUCUGCUCCUGAAUCACGUGCACCUGCAGCACAGCUCUGGGGGAGGUGUGAUCCAAGGGAACUGUAGUUGUUUUCUGACUCGUCCACCCGAAAUCUUUGUAUGUCUAACCCUCUUUUUAAUAAGCCAUCCCUCUAUAAAAACACACUGCUGUUGGAGAAUGUAAAAUGUUUGAGUAGUUACUCCUUAUUUUUAUUUUUUUUUUGCGAUUAACCUUUGGCAGACAGACAUUAUGAUCAAAAUGUUUCCUAGUCUGCCUUAACAUGCUGUGUUUAGUACCCCACAGCGGGUCUUUAACGCCGUCCCUGACUGGGACUCCAUCCGACCCGUCUGUACAUUUUUUGUGUUCUGCACAGUGACUUCAGAUAGUUUCCCAUCAAGUUGGGUUGGCUUCCUCUUGUUCUGUAGGCAGCUGCUUUUUGAUCCUGAUUGCUAGUUUUGUUUUGUAUCUGUCGUUUGUUUUUGUAUUCCUGGAGUUGAGGAUUUUUUUUUU
This is a messenger RNA of Cyprinodon variegatus (sheepshead minnow), 2133 nucleotides long. RefSeq names its product transcription factor Dp-1 (gene tfdp1). Gene Ontology annotation, molecular function: RNA polymerase II transcription regulatory region sequence-specific DNA binding; DNA-binding transcription factor activity, RNA polymerase II-specific. NCBI's taxonomy places the organism in Eukaryota, Metazoa, Chordata, Actinopteri, Cyprinodontiformes, Cyprinodontidae. The coding region runs from base 224 to 1456 and encodes 410 amino acids. Gene Ontology annotation, biological process: regulation of transcription by RNA polymerase II; regulation of cell cycle. Gene Ontology annotation, cellular component: transcription regulator complex; nucleus. The record is from RefSeq and is a predicted model, not a curated record. The transcript has 12 exons.